This is a messenger RNA of Exaiptasia diaphana, 3491 nucleotides long. RefSeq lists its product as uncharacterized. Gene Ontology annotation, biological process: DNA integration. The transcript is spliced from 2 exons. Gene Ontology annotation, molecular function: nucleic acid binding. The annotation marks the transcript as partial. The record is from RefSeq and is a predicted model, not a curated record. NCBI's taxonomy places the organism in Eukaryota, Metazoa, Cnidaria, Anthozoa, Actiniaria, Aiptasiidae.
AUGAAGAGACUGACAAGAACGGAAAACAGCAGCAACCGUUACUACUACUUGCCACAUCGAUACUCAAGAGCAAACCUGUCCAGUUAAAGAAAUUCAACGGAAGCAUUCACGCUUAUCCAGGAUUCAAAGCAGCGUUCAAGAGAAUGGAAAGAGAAAACCUCUACAGUACAGACGAAUUAUUAGACAUCUUGUUGAACCACACAACAGAAAAAGCAGAGACAGCUCUACGAGGAAUACUACCAGGAAGCGGACAAUACAAGAAAGCCUGGGAAAUCUUAGAACGUCGCUUUGGAGAMCCAAAGUCAAUCAUCGAUGUCAAUGACAACCAACUCAAGAAACAUAUCAGCGUCAGUGAAAGAAAUGUCAGCCAAUUGCGUUCACUCGCAGAUACCAUCUCCAUGAUAGUGACUACAUUUCAAUCCAUGAACCUUGAAAGUGAGCUGAAGUCAUCAUGCUAYGUCAGAGAAGCAGCCUCGAAGCUACCGACGUCUCUAAAACUCGCGUGGAACAGGUACGAAAGUUCACGUCCUCACGGUGUUGAUCUUGAAUGCUUCAGAGAGUGGCUGGAACAACAAGCAGUGCUGUGGGAGCGUACAUUCGACGAAAAGUCAAGUACUCCAKCAAAGCCAAUAACAUUCAAGAAGGCGACAUACAAUAUUAACACAUUCAACAACACAGGAAAAACGUGUCCAUUUCACSAAGGAACAAGUAGACAUAAAGUAGACGACUGCCGAGUGUUUAAAAGACUGAAUGCCAGCGAAAAGGAAAAGUUAGUAAGAGAAAAGAGACUUUGUUUCAACUGUCUUCGUGAUCAUAGACGCGCAAGAUGUCAAAGCACAAGAAAAUGUAAAGUAAACGGAUGCGAAGAACUGCAUCACUUCCUGCUACAUGACGUGUUAAGCAAAAAGKCACCCCCUACAUCUCAGACGACGCCUCACCAUCAGUCAACACACCAAACUACCAAGAAUGCAGAGCCGGUUAAAGGUGCAUCSAAUGUUUUUACAGGAAAGACAACCACAAGUAAAGGUCGUGUCGUACAUCAGAUUCUACCAAUAAUACUAUAUGGCCCAAAAGGGGAAAGCAGAGUUCAAGCYCUACUCGAUUGUGGAUCAAAUGCUACCUUAAUYCAACAAGAAACAGCAGAAGAACUCGGAUUUUCCGGUUCAAAAAGUGAGCUCAUUCUUGGAGGUACAAAUGUCAGCGAAGUUAUCCAGUCAUUUGCCAUCAAUGACGUCGUAGUGUCAAGCGUGGGGCGACGAAGAACAAAGCACAAGAUUGCAGAAGUACUAACAAUUCCUAACAUGAACAAUCCUAGCUAUCAAGUUAACUGGAACACUGAAAAGGAUCGUUUUCAACACCUGAAGGAUUUGCCAUUAUAUGAUGUUAAUGCUGCUGAUAUCAAGAUGAUCAUCGGAGUAGACGCCUAUCAUCUUCAGUCGCCACUAGAAGAAAGAAAGGGAGCAACAGGAACACCAAUGGCUGUGCGAACGAAACUUGGAUGGGUUGCUUUCUCCCAUUUGCCAGGAGAAAGAGAUGAUUCGUUGCAAUCGUACAGAAUAAACACAAAAGAUGCAGAAGAUAGAGAAAACAACGUAGAGGAACACCUAAAGCAGUGGAUCAACAUGGAAAGUAUACCGGAUACAUCAUCGGCAUUAAAAGGAAAGAUUCUUCGCUCAGUGGAAGACACAAAGGCACAGGAAAUUCUGCAAGACAAAACAAGAAGAAUUCCAGGUGAAAACGCCUACGAAGUUGGUGUACUCUGGCGCGAUGAUGAUCCAGUUCUUUACAACAACAGAAGCGCCGCUGAAGCACAGUUAAAAGCCUUAGAGUAUCGUCUAAACCGAGACCCCGAACUAAAGAAAGCCUACCAAGCAUCGAUAGAGAACGACGUCAUGAUGGGAUACAUCAAGAAACUAACAUCAGAAGAAGAAGAAGCGACAAAAGACAGCAAGAAAGUUAAUUACUUAACUCAUCAUCCAGUACGUAAUCCCAAGAAACCAGGCAAAGUUCGACGAGUGUACAACGCAGCAGCGAAAUACAAUGGAAAAAGUCUAAACGACCACAUCUACGCUGGCCCGGAUCUAUUGACCCAACUUUGCUGGACUUUCUUGGAAGCUGCUCUUUUGCAAUCAGGAAUGAUCUUUUGUUCAAGUGAUUUCAUGUUGAAAUGUGUCAUGGUAGCUGCGACUAAAUAUGCCUCUGUUUCAAUGUCAGCAAAAUCUUUGCAUGGAUUGAAGUUAUCAAGAACGUCUUUGNUGAAACAGAUGUCUCCAACCAUAGAUCAAGACGGACUUCUGAGAGUCGGAGGAAGAAUAAACGAAGCGCCAAUCGACUACGACGCAAGACACCCUGUCAUAAUCGAUGGAAGAUCAGAGAUUGGAAGACUAAUCGUUGCUGAGUAUCAUCAAACAUUAGCCCAUGGACCAAUAGAGUAUGUCCUUAGCUCUAUCAGAUUGAAGUUUUGGCUAGUUCAUGGACGACCAGUGAUCAAGAAAUACACAAGAGAAUGUCUAUACUGCAAACAGCAGCGAGCGAAGCCUAACCCACCAUUCAUGGGAUCGUUGCCAGCACGUCGUUUAACUCCAUUCUUACCUCCAUUUACACAUACCAUUGUUGAUCUGUUUGGUCCUGUGUACGUUAAAGAAAGACGAAAUGAAGUAAAGAAGUGGGUAGUACUCUUUUGCUGUGCUAAUUUACGAGCCAUUCAUCUAGAGAUUGCAGAGUCCCUAUCAACCGAUGCAUUUCUCAACUGUUUUUCGAGGUUUAGCAAYCGYCGAGGAUAUCCAAGAACUGUCACAUCUGACAAUGGUACAAACCUUGYUGGUGCAAAUAAAGAACUAAGAGAAGGUUGGAAUAACUUGAAGAAGGAAAAGGGACUUCRAGAUCUCAGCAGUCACGGAAUAGAAUGGAAGUUUAUUCCACCAAGCUCACCGCACAUGAAUGGAGCAGCGGAAAGACUCGUCAGAUCCUGCAAGAGAGCCUUACAUGCUAUACUUCACGGACAAAACGUCAAGUAUGACACMCUGAAUACUGCUCUGGUAGAAGUAGAAGGUAUCCUGAACUCAAGACCCAUCACACCAGCAAGCACARACCCUCAAGAUUUAGAGGCAUUAACCCCAAAUCACAUCUUACUGCACAAGCCCAAUCUCAACGCAGCAUUCGACGUGGUYCAAGACCGYGAAAUAAACUYGAGGAAAAGUUACAGAAAAGCUCAAGUGUUGGCACAAAGAUUUUGGAGCCGAUGGAUAACCGAGUACUUGCCUAUGCUGACAAACAGAAAUAAAUGGACGAAUCAGGUGCGAAAUAUGCAAGAGGGAGAUCUAGUGAUCAUUAAAUACUCCAAGACCUUCCAAAGAGGAAAUUGGCCAAUUGGAAUASUGCUAGAGACAUAUCCCGGAAAGGAUGGUAUAGUACGUACCGCCAAAGUAUCAACCAAGACCGAUAGUUACACAAGACCAGUAACUAAACUUUGUCUAUUAGAAGAACAAUAA